AUGACGAAGACUAGCUGCUUCUCACACGUUCUUCCUCACUCCAAACAAGCAGCUAGAAAGCCAGUAAACCAUGGUCCAACACUACUAAUUCAUGGUGGAGCAGGCAAAAUUGUAAAAAAGAGAAUUCCAUGCGAGGAAAUUCCCGAUGACCAAAAGAAGGAAUAUUUGCAGGCAAUGAAGGAGGCAUUAAAGGUUGGAUGUGAUAUUCUGAAAAGAGGCGGAAGGGCCGUUGAUGCAGUCGAGGCUGCUAUUAGGGUUAUGGAAGACUGUCCGCUGUAUAAUGCUGGAAAGGGAGCCGUGUUUACACGUAGUGGCAAGAAUGAACUCGAGUCUUCUAUUAUGAUUGGUACACCCUCUCAUCCUGCAGGUGCCGUCACGCUGCUCCGCACAGUCAAAAAUCCCGUGGUUCUGGCCAAGACCCUCAUGCUUGAUCCGGAUAAUUAUCAAGUGUUCUUGGGCGGAGAGGGGGCAGAGGAGUAUGCAAAGGAAAAAGGCUUGGAGCUGGUUGAUCCAAGCUAUUUUUGGACUGAAGCCAGAUGGAAGGAGCAUCUCGAAGGAUUGGGUAAUGAAGGGAAAGAUGAAGGGAAAAAACGUGAUGGUUGUUGUGGAGACAAGAGCGAAAGCGACAAUGCUGAUAAUAGCUUGCCAAGUUAUGAUGAUGCGGUUAACGAAAGAAGAACGGAAAAUAAUACAAAACGUGAGCUAGUAGGCAGCAAUGGAGACUGGUUCUACAUGAAUUCCAUGGGCACGGUCGGUGCAGUUGCUGUAGAUUUCGAUGGAGUUAUUGCUGCUGCCACUUCAACUGGCGGUAAAAACAACAAGAGUGAUGGUCGCAUAGGAGACUCACCAUUGAUAGGUUGUGGUACUUGGGCUGAUAAUGAAACGUGUGGCGUAAGCGGGACCGGCGAGGGAGAGUUUCUCAUUCGUUAUACACUAGCAAGGGGAAUAGCGUCACGCAUGGAGCAUCUUAAUGAAACAGUUGAGCAAGCGACCUCAGCAAUGAUUGAUCUUUUAAGCAAAGUUGGUACAGAAGCAGGCGUGGUUGCAUUAGAUAAAUAUGGAAAUUUUACAAUACAAUAUAAUACAUCUGGAAUGUUCCGUGGGUUUAUCAGAGUCUCGGACGAAAUACCUCACGCAUACAUCUUUCCUGACGACGUGGACGACUGA
Paraglomus brasilianum is the source of this 1167-nucleotide messenger RNA. The record is from the annotation of a GenBank genome assembly. Lineage: Eukaryota; Fungi; Glomeromycota; Glomeromycetes; Paraglomerales; Paraglomeraceae.